AUAAACAUACUGUACCAUUGACCCCCCUUCUAAUGUGCAGUGUCGCUUCCCUACUGACUUUGCAGAAGGUGCUGUCAGUUGAACGUCUCUCCAGUGCAAUGCAUAGCAACACUAAUGCUCAGACUUGCCCUGUGCACUUGCACGCAUCGGAAUAUCUGCAGUGGCAUCAAGAGUGAAUCCCCCCCCCCCCCCCCUUCCAAGAAUGUGCAACUUUGCUGUGUGUGCUGUCCCCACAGAAAUUCAAGUUGACGUAAUUUCUGAUACAAUGCGUAUUAUACACUUAUUAUUAGCCAUAGCCUCGACCCGUGAUGGACAAAGUCGCAUUUGAUCAGAUACAAACUAGGCAAAGGAGCAUUGCAAAAAGAUGACGCCAACUUGAAAUUCUUCCCCGGCAGCAGGGUAUGCGGCGUGGGAGUUGCAAGCUCUUCGGGGGUUGUACUCUGGCUGGCAUGUGUUGCAUACUCUGCAGUGCCUGCGAUUGAUCAGCACAACACUUUUCAUAGCAUUCCAUGCCGAAACAGUUUGGCAUGUCACUUUUAAUUAAAAAAGCAUUGUAAGCAAUUUGCUCGCUGUGGAGUAUGAUGCUAUGAAUGUGGGCUAAGAGUGCAAUGUGGAGUAAUGGCUUGUUUCAAACUUUAAUAAAGCAUCGUUCAUAGCAUUCCAAGAAUCAGAGCACUAUCGUUCUGCCAGGAUGUGCGGCUAUAGUGCUUGUUGGUAUACCUCCUGUGCAACAUACAAUGACAUUUGUGUUGGUGUGCUAUUCCCGUAGGCCAGUGAGCACGUUGACUUGACUAGCUUGUGCCUGUGUUUGCUUCUCUGUGCACUGUUCACUGUUCUCUAUCUCUGCUGCGCGCGGCGUCCUGCGCUACUCCGAUGGUUGAUGCCCGGCUGCAGGAGUGCAACGUGGACAUUGUGAACUGCACCAGAGUAACGACACUUGCGGUCAGUUUCUGGGGAAUAGGUUUGUGUUCUGGCCAGAACUGAACGGAGAUGGCGAACCGGUCACGCACAGCCAGGUUCGGGAGUUGCGCAAUAGGGUGUACCUCCGGCUCACGGAACACCUGAAUGUCAGCGAGUCCCGAGCAUGCUUUGAUCUGGUGCAUCGCAUGAUCUGCGAGUACGUGUAUUCUCCGUGUGAUCCCUCGUCAGUGCAGUACUCGGACGUCAGAAAGUCUUGGAAGCAGCCCGUGUGUGCUUCAGACUGCUAUCGUGCCAGAACGGAGUUCUGCAGUGCGAAGUGGGACGGUCUCAUCUUGCACAUCAAGAGCACAGAUCUGAACACUACCUUGGGCAAUGACUUGGACUGCUCCACUCCGACAGCCGAGGAUGAAGACUACGUUUUAAGAAGUCAGUGUGUGACAUCUCUUAGAUAUGCACGGCCUACGAAUGUUAGAAACCGUGACUGUGUGUGUGGUGAUGGCAGUAACUACGCAGGUGUGGCAUCGGUCACACACGACCAGGAGCAGUGUGUGCCGUGGGAUCCGCAGCUGCACUCUGCCGCUAGCCGUCCGAACAGCACAUACCCGUGGUCCGCCACCGUCGCCAACCAUUGCCGCAAUCCCGAGGGCAGGAGUAGCACACCGUGGUGUUACACUGGAAUAGAUACACUUAGUGACUGCAAUAUCCCGCGCUGUUCAAAUGAUAUUGAAGCUCAAGGUUGCCGCAAGUACGAGGGAAACUUUUGCAGAGACGUUUCACUGAUUGCGUCGCACAGCGUGAAGAAAGGCGCCUACGCCUUCUUGCUCGAAAGGCAAGCCUCCGCCGCCGACACCAUGCGCGACCCAUACGCAGUUGUCCAUGAUCUCAAACGCAAGGCAAAGCUCAACACACAGUGUGCCGUACACCUGCAGCGCUUGAUGUGCCUGCAAGCGUACACGGUGUGCGACCGAAACUCCGCCGGUUCCUGUGGUCAAACCCGCCAAGUGUGCACGGCCUACUGUCAGAAGUUCAACGCCAAAUGUCCGGUGUCGCCUGACUAUCGCGAGAAGCUGAAGGCUAUCUUCGGCCAUGACCCGCUGGAUUGCUCUCACGGGAGUUACGACAGUCACGAGCAUCAUCGGCACGAACGAUGUAUCCACGUCAUGGACGGUUUCACAGACCGAGUGAUAUCGACUGGUCGACGAUGCGCAUCCAAAGCAUCGCGCACGGUAACCAAGAGCAACCGCCCGUGUCAGAAGUGGAACUUCACUCUGCCGCAUACUCCAUCGCCUCACAUUAACGAGUACUCGCUUACGGACAGCCGCUGCCGCAAUCCCGGUGGCAUGGCAGAUUUCACCUGGUGCUACACCAGUGAUCCGGCUAUGAGGUGGGAGCGGUGCGGGGAUGACGAUGACCUUUGCGACGAGGAAGUGGAAGCGUCGGCUCGCGUCACAUCAUCCACUGGCAUGCAAGCUGCACUGGGUACCAUCAGCGCACUGAUCGUCCUCACCGUUGCUACUGUGGUAGCGUUUGUGGUGUAUCGGCGCCGACGCAGCUACGCAAGAAACCCAAAGCUGUCGACGGGCGAUUUCCACCCGCGGUCUGGCCGCGCCCUGGAGGUUGAAGACUCUCCUCCCAACGGUCGCAAGCCAUCGCAGCGUGUCGGUCCUGGCCUGAAGGGCUACGACCCGCCAUUGCUAGUAGUGCGAGACAACCCCGAAUACUGGCUAACUUCACCAGACCUGUACGGCAUGACAACACUACAACACGACAAGCUGGAAUUCAGUGCUCAGAUAGCAGAGGGGCACUUCGGCAAGGUGUGGUCUGGACUGGCUAAAGACCUUGUACCCGGCGAGGAUAAAUCCAUUGUCGCCAUAAAGACAUUGAAGACGGACUGCAACGAGCAAACCGAGCGUGGGUUCAUCCGCGAAGCGCAGGUCAUCAGCCGCUUCAAGCACGUCAACAUCAUCAAGCUGCUCGGUGUGUGUGUGCCCGAUGGCAGCUCUGGGCAGCCACUGUGCCUGCUUUUCGAGUACAUGGAGUACGGGGACUUGCUGCACUUCCUGAGAGAGGCACAACGCCAUCGCAGACCCACCAUCGACAUGAAAGGGAGGAAUCUCUCCGUCGAGUCGGCUGACUCUAUUCACAAGGACCGCGCCUUGAUCACGUCGACUUCGACGGAGGUGAGUGUAUUCGAUAAGCCCCUGACGACGCUAGACCUUUGCGGCAUGGCAGCUCAGGUGGCACAUGGCAUGCAGUAUUUGUCAUCACGCCGAUACGUGCACAGAGAUUUGGCGGCACGUAACUGCCUGGUCGGACGCAAUCAUGUGGUGAAGAUCGCCGACUUUGGAAUGUCGCGCGGCCUGAUUCAUCGAGACUACUACCGUCCCCAGGGCAACCUUGCCGCAAUGCCAGUGCGUUGGAUGCCGCCGGAGGUUAUCAUGUACGGCAAGCACACGACGGAGUCCGAUAUCUGGUCGUUUGGCGUUCUCCUGUGGGAGAUCUUCACUCACGGUGCAGUGCCGUACUACGACCUGUCCAACGAGGAGGUCGUCAAGCGUGUGGUGGAGCAGAACAAGCGCCUGCCGCAGCCGCACGAGUGUCCCCCGGUCAUCUACGGCCUGAUGCAGGAGUGCUGGUUCGACCUGGCAGAGGAGAGGCCGCCGUUCAGGCGACUCUGGAAAGCGUUGCACACCUGGAGGCCGCCGUUCGGGGUGGGAACGUCGGACUACGCCAGUGGCGGUACGGACAGUGACUUGGAGAACAUCAGCACUCCGUCGGAUGAUGUGUUUGACGACACACUGCAGCCCACUAUGGUCAUAUCACCGCAUGGCUCACGUGUGCAGAAGAUUGAGCCAGGCCGAGGAAGUCUGACCAGCCCGCUACUCUCGCAGGGCCAGUGUUUAGGUGGCGGCAGCGACUCCUCGCCCAGCCCACCGGCCAUCAGCAGUGCGGAAACCCCACCGCAACUUACACCUCCACUGCCCUACAUACCCCAGUCAAACAGUCAACAGCCACUCGAAGAGCCGUCACCCGAACACAACGCCAUCAGCGCGUAACAAUGACGCAGCACCCACCACACACAUACAAAUUCUAUAACAGUUCAGCAUUUCCUAUUGAGAAUUUAAAGUUGAGUCAUCACAAAGCCGAACUUGCAAUGGAUAAUGCACUAAAAUACAACAAUGGCAACACUGACGAUCAUGAAUCGCGCGUCAUCCGUCAAACAUUAGAAUGGACAUCAAUACUCAAGUCGAACCGUACUGAUCACUACGCCAUCAGUUGUGUAGUAGUGGACUCUAGAUGCACUUAUGCAUAAGCUUAUUUCCAGCAGGCGUAGUAUUUGAAUAGUUUAUGUAUAGUACUGCUACUGGUAUUAAUUCUAGCCCUAGCGUUGAGAUGCCGAAUAGAAACUAGUACAUUGACUCAUACUGCUCACCCCUCACCAUAGCAAGCAAGCAUGCUAAUCGCUCGCCUUGAGACGCUAUUCCCACCUCGUCAAAUCGUCCCGUUGUGAAUUCACCGGGGGGCCGCAGCUACCUUGGUUCUUCCCGGUAACUACUUUCGGGAAUCAUGCCGACUACUUUCAAACACACCUGUCUAGGACAUGCCAAUUUAGCUCAGUCAAAUAAUUGUUGUCUCGCGGUAAAUCCGUAAUGAACUCUAGCCAGCACAUAGACCUUAGCAAGAGCAUAUGACUGUCACUAACGUAGACUACUCAUAGCGAAGCCUUUACACACUGCUGCUGCUGUUCACGCAUAACCUUUAGUUGAGCACAUUGACCCACAUUGCAUUUUUCUUAUAAUUUCCUUCCAAUUGCGAAUUUUGAUUGAAUUUCUGCCCCACUAUGUCAGUCCUGCUGCAAAGAUAAAUUAAAUGUUGUCAAGCGCUAUGUCACAGUAUGUGCCACCGAACUCUA
Messenger RNA from Sycon ciliatum, 4834 nucleotides. Its product is annotated as inactive tyrosine-protein kinase transmembrane receptor ROR1-like. The coding region runs from base 1107 to 3977 and encodes 956 amino acids. Gene Ontology annotation, cellular component: signaling receptor complex; plasma membrane. The transcript is spliced from 6 exons. The record is from RefSeq and is a predicted model, not a curated record. Gene Ontology annotation, biological process: cell surface receptor protein tyrosine kinase signaling pathway; positive regulation of neuron projection development; positive regulation of phosphatidylinositol 3-kinase/protein kinase B signal transduction. Gene Ontology annotation, molecular function: Wnt-protein binding; ATP binding; transmembrane receptor protein tyrosine kinase activity. Lineage: Eukaryota; Metazoa; Porifera; Calcarea; Leucosolenida; Sycettidae.